Cuscuta europaea is the source of this 1271-nucleotide messenger RNA. The record is from the annotation of a GenBank genome assembly. NCBI's taxonomy places the organism in Eukaryota, Viridiplantae, Streptophyta, Magnoliopsida, Solanales, Convolvulaceae.
AUUAUACUCACCGCAUGUGUAUAGAUAUAUAGAUACAGAUGCAUAUAUAGUAUGCUGGAUUGGUGGUAUCCCCUGUAAUUGUUUUUGUUCGUUUGGCGCGCGACUUGGUUAAAAUGCCGACUACCCUGAAAAGGAAACGCUCCCCGUCGCCGCCUCCGCCUUGCAAUCAUGGCGCCGCCGCCGUUCGCGGACGGGGUCCAUACCCAGAUUUCCCCAAACCUACCAUGGAAGAUUGCCGGGGCGUGCUGGAUGACCUUAUGGCCCUCCACGGCUUUCCCAAGGACUUCCUCAAGUAUCGCAAACAGAGACUUCUGCUAAACGAGAAAUCCCCUGUUCUUGACCUCAACCUCCCUAAUCCUGAGGAAGACGGUGACGAUGCCGACGGAGUUUUCCAAGAGAGUGUGCUGGAUGGUCUAGUGGGCGCCAUACUGUCGCAGAACACCACCGAGGUCAAUGCUCGGAGGGCUUUCAGUACUCUCAAAUUUUCUUUCCCCACAUGGGAAGAUGUUCAUGCUGCUGAGCCAAAGUUAGUUGAAGAAGCUAUAAAAUGUGGGGGCCUUGCACCAAGCAAAACAGCUUGUAUUAAGAACAUCUUGAAAUGCUUGCUUGAGAAAAAAGGGAAGUUGUGCCUGGAGUACCUUAGAGAUCUAUCUAUUGUGGAAAUCAAGAAAGAGCUUUCAUGCUUUGGUGGAGUUGGACCUAAAACGGUGGCUUGUGUCUUGAUGUUUCAUCUACAGCAAGAUGAUUUUCCUGUAGACACACAUGUCUAUCAGAUUGCGAAGACGGUUGGUUGGGUUCCAGCAGAGGCAAACUUGAACAAGACGUAUCUGCAUCUCAAUCAACGAAUUCCAAAUGAAUUGAAAUUUGACCUGAACUGUCUACUGUACACCCAUGGCAAGGCCUGUGGGCAAUGCUCGCGGAGAGGAUCUGAAAAAGCCAAAAAGGAUGCCAAAAGUGAAGACCACACCAUCCCUUGCCCUUUGUUGAAAUACAAGCCUCUAAUGCUCCAAAAUGGUUAAAUGGUAGUAGUGUACAAAAUUACAAAUUACAUUAUUUUAUCAUGUGCAUAAGUAGUUCCAAAAUGAUUUUAAUGGCUAAUCAUGUUACAUUUCCAUUGUGCUACUCUCUGAUGAUCACAAUGAUUUUUUCCUUUUACAUGCCCCGCCAUAUGCUUGAUUUUGUUCCCUAUGAUUAUGAGAUCUUUGCAAGUUCCAUGUACAAAUUUCACAUCAUAAUGUAAUCAAAGUAUAGUUUACCAGGUAGGUACGGGG